UCCCAGGCUUACCAGCCCCAGCCAAAUAGCUAUGGAUGGAUGAGAGAAGCUGACUCCAACUGUUCACUCUGUGACCAUCUUCCCUUCUACCAUGGAGAACACCUUGUUGCCCCUGACUACGGCAUCUGACCCAAGGCCCUUUAAUCAACAACUCCCAGAACCUCCAGACCUGAGAUGUGUCUUGAGAGCCCAGGACAGCCUUGAAUUGGCCCCUGCCCUUGUGUGUGCCCUUUGCUGCUGCUUUGGAGUCAUCUACUGCUGCUUUGGCUACCGCUGCUUCAAGGCAGUGAUGUUUCUCUCGGGUCUGCUGUCAGGAGCUCUGGUGAUCUUCCUACUGUGCCACAAGGAACGGGUGCUGGAGACACAGUUGAGCCUGGAGGUGAGCGCAGGCAUCGCGCUGGGCAUCGGACUCCUCUGCGGCCUGGUCACCAUGCUGGUUCGCAGUGUCGGGCUCUUUCUGACCGGCCUCCUGCUAGGUCUGACCCUGGGCGCUGGAACCUUAUUAGGCACUGAACCCAUCUACCAGCCACAUUCAGCCUGGGUGCCCGUCGGUGGACUUUUGGGGCUGGCACUGCUGGGAGCCCUGCUCACACUCCGGUGGCCACGUCCAUUCACAGUUCUAGGCACAGCCCUGCUAGGUGCUGCGGGGCUGGUGGCCUGUGCUGACUACUUCUUGGAAGGCCUGGCCCUAGGCACUCGGCUGGGUGAACGCCUGCAGGCGCUUCCAGAGUUGCUUCCUCUUUGCUGGUAUAGCUGGGUCUUACUGGGGACCUGGCCCAUCUUGGGGGCUCUUGGGACACUGGCCCAGUGGAAACUCAUGGCUGAGGAACGUGGAAGCCACACCAAUGUGGUCUUGAGCCACCAGCGAAGACAUCUCCAACUCCUCCGGAUCCAUCAGCAAGAGGCUAAGUGGCAUCGGAACCCUUCUGGAAUGGGACUGUGCGAAGGCAGCUAUCACAAUCAGCUUCCCCCCAAUAUCCAGAGCCCUGGUCACAGUCUGACCCCAUUAUCUCCAGAGUCUCCGUGAGUGUGGGCUGGAAUCCAAACGCCCAGGCUACAGGCCCGAACACUAUCCUGGACCUGGAUCCUGACUGAAGUUCCGCUGUUCUCCUCCUCGCAGUCCGCCCAGACCUGAACCUCAACCUCCAGUGAUACCGAUAACCCUAGGGAGAGCCCAAGCUUGCUAAGUGGAUAGGGGGCCUGAACCCACAGGACCCACACAGAUUUCCCUACCUCUUGGACUUGUGGAUAGGCUUUGUGCCCAGACCAAUUAGAGACAGGCAGAGAGAAUCCUUAUGAAGAUGAGGGGAAAGAGGAACUACAAGCACCCUCCUUAGUAGAGAUGCCCUGGUUCCUAGAGACACUGACUCCGAACCAAGGAGGUUUGCCCAAAACAGCUGCUUCUUCUCUCUCCUUCUUCUCCUUUUUCUUCUCUCUUCUUCUCCUCCUCCUUCUUCUCUCUUCUUCUCCUUCUUUUUCUCCUUCUUCUUCUCCUUCUUCUCUCUUCUUCUUCUUUCUUCUUCUUCUCCUCCUUCUUUCCUUACUUUUUUUUUAAUAUCUAUAACCUUGAGAUGGAGCCUAGAGUGUUGCUCAUAGUAGGCAAGCAUUCUACCACUGAAUUACAACCCAUUCCCAAAUAUCCAUUUAAAUGUCUCAGUGUGCCUUACCAAGGUAAAAUAUGGGGCUUUAUUGUAGGUUCUAUAGAAAAUUGGGGACCCCCUAAGGCUAAUUUGAUAGUUUUGGGGUAGGGAGAAUGACGCAGAAGUACUCGGAGAGACCCCUUAUUAGGGCUAAUUGGCUUCUGGCCAGCCUUUCUCCAUGGACCCCAUAGUCUUGAGUCCCCUCUACCUCAAUGGGGAACACAGUCCUCAAUGGUGCUUUCUCCUUCCUCUUUAAUGAGGAAGGACCACAGAAUCUGCCUCCACUUCCCUGUCUCCAAAAGCUGGCUCCGAGCUCCAGGGAGAGAUCGUUGGCUCACACAGCUGAUUCUUGCGUUUUUGCGAAGAGGAGCCUGGACUUGAGGGUUUCGUGGUAGUCAAGUGCCUUCUGCCUCUCAAUGUAGGUAAUAAUCAGCUUCCUCCUGAACCAGAAUUUGGGUCCAGGCACUCACACACUCUAACUCCCCCUUCCUCUAACUGUCCUGAGCAUAGUCUGAUUCCUGGAUUCCCAGACAGUGUGAAGGAAGACAUAUCCCUCCCCUGAGCAGCAAAUCUGUCACGAGAAGGAGAAAGAACGAGGGACAUGGGAAUAAAAUGGCAUUGAAAA
Messenger RNA from Phodopus roborovskii (desert hamster), 2265 nucleotides. Its product is annotated as transmembrane protein 198-like. The record is from RefSeq and is a predicted model, not a curated record. NCBI's taxonomy places the organism in Eukaryota, Metazoa, Chordata, Mammalia, Rodentia, Cricetidae. The coding region runs from base 92 to 1027 and encodes 311 amino acids. The transcript has 4 exons. Gene Ontology annotation, cellular component: vesicle membrane; plasma membrane.